AUGGGAGCGAACUUCGAAGAUUUGCUUUACAAACCACCUGUUGAGACACCAGCUAAACCCGUCGUGAAGAAAAAACUAAACAACGCGUUUGUGAAAAAUGACACAAUCAAAGUUGAUGGAAUUCCACAUUUUGAUAUAACGAAAUAUCCUUUGAAGCGGAAAACAGCAAACGCGAUCGAGGAUGACUUCAAAGACAUUUUGUCGAUGAAAUACAUGAAAUAUAUUUACGAAAGGGACGGGUAUUGGAGAACUUGGCGGGAAAUUAAAUAUCCGGAUGGGAAAAAGAAGAUCAUUUCUUACAAAAGUCAGAGCAUAGUCCCUAUAAACGGUAGUGAGUGUGAUAAUAGAGGCACUUGGGUUAUAGAAGAAGGAAAUCCGCCGUGUCCUUUUGAAUUGCUUUCGGUGAUAAAUAGCGCAGAACUGUGCGCAAUAAAUUACUUGCGAUUAAAGGAACAACAUGGGCCUUGUCCGUCGAUUAUAAAAUUUAUGGAUCUGACGGGCACUUGUAGUAAUCCGAUCGUCACAAGAUGGCGCAUCAGUCGAGAUUACACAGUUUCUGGACGAUUUAAAAACAAAGUUUGUGGCGGGCGGGACUUUUGUGAUAUCGUAACUUUGUAUCAAAUACGACCACAAGAUGUUAUAUUCAGAAUAAUAAAUGAAAGUAAUAUAAUUUAUUCGCGCGUUAUGAGGAGCGGUAAGAAGAAUUAUGCCUGUGUCGAGCAAUGUGGUGAUAUAAAUCUAAAAACGUUUCGAGUCACACCAUCUAAAUUGAAUGAAAAACCAAAUAAAAAAAAUAAAAAUUGGAAAAUAAAAAAUAAUAAAAACAAGAAUAAAGAAAUAUCGUCUAAAGUAAAAGAUAUCGGCAAGAGGAUUGCGACUUUGAAUGUCAAAGGGAAAACGAAAAAACUGAUAACUAUUAAUUCUAAUAGUAAGAACAAUAAAAUGAGUAAAAAUCCUUUGCAUGAGAGGUUAAGAGUGGACAACUUUUAUAACUCUGGGGUCAAACAAACACGGGCACCAAUAAUGACGAUUACGAAGGCACAUUAUAAGAAAAUAGUAGGAAAACAUCCACAUGAGAGUGAAGUUAUUGAAACAUACUACGACACAUAUGAAACAGAAGAGAAACCUGAGAAAAACAUUAAUAAUUACGAUUAUUAAAAUUAUUAUUAUUAGCCUGUAUGAUCCCACUGCUGGGCAAAGGUCUCCCCCAUAUCUUUCCAAGUAUCCCGGUUCUGUGCGAGCUCUAUCCAGUCUUUUCGAUAACCGUCGAGAUCAUCGCGCCAUCGUUUCCGGGGUCUAACACGUCUACGGUGUCCGAAAUUACGUACUUAUUUUUAUUAAUUAACGUACUUCGUAGAUGC
Pectinophora gossypiella (pink bollworm) is the source of this 1361-nucleotide messenger RNA. RefSeq lists its product as uncharacterized. Bases 1 to 1158 code for a protein of 385 amino acids. The transcript is spliced from 3 exons. The record is from RefSeq and is a predicted model, not a curated record. Lineage: Eukaryota; Metazoa; Arthropoda; Insecta; Lepidoptera; Gelechiidae.